Neofelis nebulosa (Clouded leopard) is the source of this 2093-nucleotide messenger RNA. RefSeq names its product membrane bound O-acyltransferase domain containing 4 (gene MBOAT4). Gene Ontology annotation, cellular component: endoplasmic reticulum membrane. Gene Ontology annotation, molecular function: serine O-acyltransferase activity. The coding region runs from base 336 to 1643 and encodes 435 amino acids. Gene Ontology annotation, biological process: peptidyl-serine octanoylation; lipid modification. The record is from RefSeq and is a predicted model, not a curated record. The transcript has 3 exons. NCBI's taxonomy places the organism in Eukaryota, Metazoa, Chordata, Mammalia, Carnivora, Felidae.
CUGGAAAAUGACAUUUUUCUUUAACUUAGUGAAGAAAAUAUGACAGACAGAUGACUGGAAAGGCAAAUAACACAGUGUGUAAACUAAACGAGAAUUGUGAAAGCAAUGUUUUUUGUAUGUUCUUAAUAUCACACCAAAACACAUUUUGGUUUCUAUAGUGCAGUUCCCUUUAUCAGAAAGCCAACUUUUAUGCUGCUUCUCACCAGUGCUUUUGUUUGCUCUUUACUCACCCACGCCUUCCUGAGCCAUAUAAGCAGAUCAAAGAGAACCUGGUUGAGAUUUCUCUUCCUGAAGGAAGGACUCUGGAAAGGACAGUAUCUUUGUCCCAGUUCACAAUGGAUUGGCUUCAGCUGUUCUUCCUCCAUCCUGUAUCACUUUAUCAAGGGGCCGCUUUUCCUUUUGCACUUCUGUUUAAUUAUCUCUGCACUAUGGAUUCAUUUUCCACCCCUGCCAGGUACCUCUUUCUCCUGGCUGGAGGCGGGGCCCUGGCCUGGGCUGCUAUGGGUUCCUUCGCCGUGCUUGUCCUCAUCCCUGCUCUGUGCGCCGGGGUUCUGAUUUCCUUUCUCGGCCCCCAGGAUGUCCACAGGUGGGCUUUCUUCUUUCAGAUGAGCUGGCAGACGCUGUGUCACCUGGGUCUGCACUAUACUGAAUAUUACCUGCAAGAACGUCCUUCCAUGAGGUUCUGCAUCACUCUUUCCUCCCUCAUGCUCUUGACCCAGAGGGUCACAUCCCUCUCUCUGGACCUUUGUGAGGGAAAAGUGAAGGCAGAAGCAAGAGGCAUCAGGGGCAGAAGCUCUGUUCUUGAACAUCUGUGGAAGACACUGCCCUAUUUCAGCUACUUGCUCUUUUUCCCUGCUCUCCUAGGAGGCUCCCUGUGUUCCUUCCAGAGAUUUCAGGCUCGUGUUCAAGGGUCCAGCAGUUUGGGUCCCAGGCGCUCUGUCUGGGCUCUGACCCGGAUGGGUCUGCAGAUUCUGGGCCUCGAGUGCCUAAAGGUGGUCCUGAGGAAGGUGGUGGGUGCAGGAGCAGGUCUGACUGACUGCCGGCAACUCCAGUGCAUCCGUGUCAUGUGGUCCACAGCCGAGCUCUUCAAACUCACCUACUAUUCCUGCUGGAUCCUGGAUGAUGCGCUCCUCCAUGCAGCAGGCUUUGGACCUGAAUUUGGUCAGAGCCCUGCUAGGGAGGGAUACGUCCCUGAUGCGGACAUUUGGACACUGGAAACAACCCACAGGAUAUCCCUGUUCACGAGAAAGUGGAACCAAAGCACAGCUGGGUGGCUCAGACGCCUCAUAUUCCAGCACGGCAGGGCCUGGCCGUUGCUGCAGACAUUUGCCUUCUCUGCCUGGUGGCACGGGCUCCAUCCAGGACAGGUGUUUGGUUUCCUCUGCUGGGCUCUGAUGGUGGAAGCUGAUUACCUAAUCCACACCUUUGCCAACUUGUCUAUCAGAUCCUGGCCGAUGCAGCUGCUCUAUAGAACUGUCACCUGGGCCCACACCCAGCUCAUCAUUGCCUAUAUAAUGCUGGCUGUGGAGGUCAGGAGCCUCUCCUCUCUCUGGCUGCUGUGUAAUUCUUACAACAGUGUCUUUCCCAUGGUGUAUUGUAUUUUGCUUUUUCUAUUAGCGAAGAGAAAGCAUAAAUUGACCUGAUAUCUUUCCCCAGCCUUCAUCUUAUACAUCCAUGAAAUAGAGUUUAAAAAGUGCCAGAUGGUGUGUUGAUGAUGCAUAUGCUUGAACUUUUCCAUACUAGGUCUUUUUUUUUUUUUUUUCAAGUAUUGGAUGCGUAUACCUCAUGUCUUGCCAUAGAAAUUUGGGCAUCUACUUUAACAAGCUAUUAUACUGGUACCGAAGUCCCGCCCCCCCCCCCAAAAAAAAAGAGACAAAGACAUGGUUUCUUCCCUUGGGGCUUACAGUGUAGGUGUGGAAACAACAUUUAGGUAAGGGGAUAGAUAAAAACAUUAGGUACUGUGAACCAAAUGACAAACAGUGUAUACAUGGACACCUAAACACUGAGUGUCCAAUUGGUCCACUUGAUCCUGGACCGUGAGUUCAGCAAGACAAAAACAACAAAAACAAAAACCUAAGUCAGGGGUGCCUGGU